This is a messenger RNA of Nannizzia gypsea CBS 118893, 2802 nucleotides long. Its product is annotated as chitin synthase 2. The coding region runs from base 1 to 2802 and encodes 933 amino acids. Gene Ontology annotation, molecular function: chitin synthase activity. The record is from RefSeq and is a predicted model, not a curated record. The transcript is spliced from 6 exons. Gene Ontology annotation, cellular component: cell periphery; cell septum. Lineage: Eukaryota; Fungi; Ascomycota; Eurotiomycetes; Onygenales; Arthrodermataceae.
AUGGCCUACAACCGGCUUCACGAGCCCGAGCAGGAGCCGCUUUCGCCUACGAUGAAUCCUCACCAGCCUGCGUCGCCGUCGCGGCCUUACCACGGCGGAUACCAGCUCGAAGACAACCCGUUUCACCAGCCGGUGCAGCAGCCCAUGACACAUCUAGAGAUGCCGUCGGCGGAUAGGCUGCAGUAUCAACCAACCUACUCUGUUGAAAAUAUACAAAACUCCUACGGCCACAACGAAGCCUACGAAGAGGAACAUCCGUACAGACCGCCUCCCAGACCGAUUGCAGGUUCGGGGGCCCUGGCUCUGUCUCCGGAGGCCCAUCAUGACGCCUACUAUACCCAACCCUACGAGCCUACGGUCACACCAGGAUCCGACUACGACAGGCCGCAUCAGAACUAUCCUCCCCGGCAGUACGAAGACCACGUCCCUAUACUGCACCAUGAACCCUCCUACACGCCGAGCAACUUCGAUCUCUCGCAUACUCCCCACCCGGUAGACACAGAUGGAUACACAGACGAUCCCAACAUGGCCUUGAACGUGGCUCCCACGCCCAGUCCGGCGCCCAUCAGACGGUGGAAGACCGUUCGAGAAGUCCAGCUGUUCAACGGCAACCUUGUCCUCGACUGCCCCAUUCCACCAAAGCUCCUCAGCCAGAUAAACCACGCUGAACCUCCAGAGAGAGACGAGUUCACUCAUAUGCGCUACUCGGCUGCUACUUGUGACCCGGCGGACUUUUACCAGGAACGGUUCACUUUGCGCCAGCGCCUGUUUGCCAAACCACGACACACCGAGCUGUUCAUUGUAGUCACCAUGUACAAUGAAGACGAAUUUCUCUUCGCCCGAACAAUGGCCGGUGUCUUCAAGAACAUCGAGUACAUGUGCUCACGCACCAGCAGCAAGACAUGGGGCAAGGAAGCCUGGAAGAAGAUUGUCGUCUGCAUCGUCUCAGACGGCCGUGGAAAGAUCAACCCACGCACGAGAGCUGUCCUUGCCGGUCUGGGUGUCUAUCAAGACGGCAUUGCCAAACAGCAGGUCAAUGGUAAAGAUGUCACCGCCCACAUAUACGAGUAUACCACCCAGAUAGGCAUGGAGGUUAAGGGAACCCAAGUCAUUCUCAAGCCUCGGCCAGGGAUGCCAGUGCAGCUCCUCUUCUGUCUCAAGGAGAAGAACCAGAAGAAGAUCAACUCCCACAGAUGGUUCUUCCAGGCCUUUGGCCGUGUCCUCGACCCCAACAUCUGUGUUCUCCUCGACGCCGGAACAAAACCAGGCAGACAGAGUAUAUACCAGCUCUGGCGUGCCUUUGACCUCGAACCCAUGUGCGGUGGCGCCUGCGGUGAGAUCAAGGUCAUGUUGUCCCAUGGCAAGAAACUGCUCAAUCCGCUCGUUGCCGGCCAGAACUUCGAGUACAAGAUGUCCAACAUCCUCGAUAAACCGCUUGAGUCUGCCUUUGGCUUCAUCUCCGUCCUUCCCGGUGCCUUCUCGGCAUACCGGUACGUUGCUCUACAGAAUGAUAAGAAUGGCCAGGGACCAUUGGAGAAGUACUUUGCCGGUGAGAAGAUGCAUGGCGCUAAUGCAGGCGUCUUUACUGCAAACAUGUACCUCGCCGAAGACCGAAUUCUGUGUUUCGAACUCGUCACCAAGCGUAACUGCCAGUGGAUUCUGCAGUACGUUAAGAGUGCGACUGGAGAGACCGAUGUGCCUGACCGUAUGCCCGAGUUCAUCCUGCAGCGAAGACGCUGGCUUAACGGUAGUUUCUUUGCGGCUGUAUAUGCGAUCCUGCACUUCUACCAGGUCGGCAGGAGUAAUCACUCCUUUGCCCGUAAACUCAUGCUCAUCAUCGAAUUCAUAUACCAGACUAUCAACCUCCUAUUCGCCUGGUUUGCAAUCGGUAAUUUCUUCCUGGUUUUCCGCAUUCUUACUGCUUCCCUGGGCACUGCAGACCUCCUAGGUAAAGCAGGCAGUAUUCUCGGUGUUAUCUUCGAAUGGCUGUAUCUUGCAACACUGGUGACAUGCUUUGUCCUUGCGCUGGGUAAUAGGCCGCAAGGAUCAAACAAGUUCUACAUGACCAUGGUCGGUUUCUGGUGCAUGAUUAUGAUAUACCUCACCUUCGCAGCCAUUUUCGUCACCGUCAAAUCUAUACAAAACGAAGUCCGUGACGGGAACUUCACCUUCGCUACCCUAUUCCAAAACCUGCAGUUCUUCUCCAUCUUCGUCUCCUUGCUGACCACCUAUGUCUUUUGGUUCUUGGCCUCCAUUCUCUUCUUCGAUCCAUGGCAUAUGUUCACUUGCUUCCUACAAUACCUCCUUCUCACGCCGACAUACAUCAAUGUCCUUAACAUCUAUGCCUUCUGCAAUACGCACGACAUCACAUGGGGAACUAAGGGUGACGACAAACCCGAAAAGCUGCCCUCAGCCCACCUCAAGCCAGGUGGCAAGGUCGAUGUUGAAAUCCCCCAGGAUGACGGCGAUCUUAACGCCCAGUAUGAAGCUGAGCUCGCAAAGUUUGCCAACAAGCCACCCAAGGAGACGCGCGUUGUCUCUGAAUCCGAGAAGCAAGAAGAUUACUACAAGGGCUUCAGAAGUGCGGUCGUCCUUGCUUGGAUCUUCUGUAACUUUGCCCUUGGUGCCGUCGUACUGAGCGCUGCCGGCCUGGAGAGAGUCGAUUCCAGCAGCCAAGAUACUUCCCAGAAGAGGAGCAUCAUCUACAUGGCUGUUGUUCUAUGGAGUGUUGCCGGUCUGUCCUUGUUCAGGUUCAUCGGUGCAAUGUGGUUUUUGGUCGUUAGAAUGUUCCGUGGUGUUUAA